Salvelinus sp. IW2-2015 is the source of this 1818-nucleotide messenger RNA. RefSeq names its product pro-opiomelanocortin B. The record is from RefSeq and is a predicted model, not a curated record. Gene Ontology annotation, cellular component: extracellular region. Gene Ontology annotation, biological process: neuropeptide signaling pathway. NCBI's taxonomy places the organism in Eukaryota, Metazoa, Chordata, Actinopteri, Salmoniformes, Salmonidae. Gene Ontology annotation, molecular function: neuropeptide hormone activity.
UCACAGACAUAGACACAGGACAAAUUCCUACAAAGAAAUUGAUCAGACAACCAAGGGAAGAGAGAGAGAGAGAGAGAAGGAGUGAUUCCAUUCUGCGCUGUGAGAUCCUGCAGAGUAAGACAGGAGACCUGUGGAAGAACAAAAGGAGAAAGUGAAAGAAGUGAUAGGUUGAAUAUGGUGUGUGCGUCCUGGCUGUUAGCGGUGGUGGUGGUGUGUGUGUGCAACCCCAAGGUGGGGGGGCAGUGCUGGGAUAGCUCCCACUGCAAAGACCUCCCUUCAGAGGACAAGAUACUCGAGUGCAUCCACCUGUUCAGGUCUGGGCUCCAGGACGAAUCCCCAGAGCCCAGAUCGGCUGCCCAGCAGUCCACUGAGGAGAGCCUCUCCCUGGGCAUCCUGUUGGCAGCCCUGACCUCUGGAGAGAGAGCCCUGGAUGCUGACCCUGAGCCCCACAGCGACAAGAGACACUCCUACUCCAUGGAGCACUUCCGCUGGGGCAAACCUAUUGGGCGCAAACGCCGCCCCAUCAAAGUCUAUGCCUCCAGUCUGGAAGGGGGGGACUCCUCCGAGGGCAACUUUCCCCUGCAGGCACGCAGGCAGCUGAGCAGCUGGGAGGACGAGAUGGCGGGAGCUCUGGGUAACCAGGGGGCCAAGGCUCAGACCAAGGUAGUCCCCAGAACCCUCACUGUGACGGGGCUGCAGGAUAAGAAGGAUGGGUCCUAUCGGAUGGGUCACUUCCGCUGGGGCAGCCCAACCGCUAUCAAGCGCUACGGUGGCUUCAUGAAGCCAUAUGCCCAGCAAUCCCACAAGCCCCUGAUCACGCUGCUCAAGCACGUCAUCCUUAAGAACGAGCAGUAGAGGAGKGCAGCAAGAACAAGGGAUAGAGGGAAGGGAGGGGAGGGGAGGGAUGGGAUGAGUGUAGUAAAGAGGAAAAGAGGAAAGAUGAACUGAAUGUUUUGAAGACCAGUGGCAACUGUUGAAAACUAAGGGUCGUAUUUAAUCUGUAGCCAAGUUUCCAGAGUAACACAAAAAACGAAUUAUAGCUCCGCAAUAUAAAACAAUGAAACAACAAAUAAGUCAAAAUCAUCUUUCUUAUAUACAUUUCAGACAAUUUAUAGUAUGUUACCUGUAAAAAAGAUAAGGCAAUGUUUAUACGGCCCCCCUUUCAAACAGCCCCUUAUUUACAACUUAUUUGCAGGUAUGCCCUUUUAUACAUAUCAGUGGGUAACUGGCAAAUUGGGARGGUAGGUGGUGCCGUUAAACAAUGGAAGUGUUAAUUAAUUUGCCUGCAAAGAAGCGGAGAACCAUACUGUACACAGACCUGAUAGCUGUAUUUUGGUUAGAGGGUCUGUGAAAAUACAGGAAUCAUGACUAGGUCUUUAGCUGGGUUUUAAAUUAACAUGUUUUUUUUACCCUUACCCCUUUCAGAUUGACAAAAAAAAGCUUGUACUGUAUAAAAAGCUGGCAUGGUAAAAGUGGGAUUUUUGUCUGUAUAUGAAAGGGAUAUUAGCAUUGCCCUAGAUAGCCCAUAACGGUUUUGAUUGAAUAGGACCAUUGAUAGCUGUAGAAUUCAUGUAUGGCCUUGGCUUGAAUGCUGUAUGAGAAAGUAUAAAUUGAAGGAAGUACUUAGAAAGUCUUCAGUAACAGUGACCAUACUGAAUACUGUGUAUAGAUGACAGACUGGGGUAGGGAGUGGGUAUGAGAGAAGAUCAUUUCAAAUGGAAUACUAUUUUUCCUCAUUAUUUUUAUUGAGAUAAAUUGUACCAUAUUGUAAAUGUAUAUAUUAAACAGAUACUGCUUUGUGGCAAGCAACACAAAUGA